Molecule: messenger RNA, 1800 nt
Organism: Rhinopithecus roxellana (golden snub-nosed monkey)
Lineage: Eukaryota; Metazoa; Chordata; Mammalia; Primates; Cercopithecidae
Gene: SLC35B3
Product: solute carrier family 35 member B3
Biological process (GO): transmembrane transport
Cellular component (GO): endoplasmic reticulum membrane; Golgi membrane
Molecular function (GO): 3'-phosphoadenosine 5'-phosphosulfate transmembrane transporter activity
Source: RefSeq, a predicted model, not a curated record
CGCGCGCAGGGACACAUAGGCGGAAGUGUCCCUCGGACGCCGGAGUUGAGAGUGGUUUCCGGGGAGGCGACCGCCGCGGUGAAAGUGCAGGAGUGGGAGAGGAGGAGGAGGAGGAAGAGGAGGACUUGACACAGCAAGCAAGAGACAUACAGGACAAAAGAGUCCAGGAAACCAACAAAGAUAACUCUGAAAGCAUUGAAUGCAGCAAAAUAACAAUGGAUCUAAAGUUCAACAAUUCCAGGAAAUAUAUUUCUAUCACUGUGCCAUCCAAAACCCAAGCAAUGUCACCACACAUCAAGUCAAUUGACGACAUCGUGGUACUUGGCAUGAAUCUCAGCAAGUUUAACAAACUUACUCAGUUUUUCAUAUGUGUUGCUGGAGUUUUUGUAUUUUACCUAAUUUAUGGGUAUUUACAGGAAUUAAUAUUUUCAGUGGAGGGUUUUAAGUCCUAUGGCUGGUACCUUACCUUAGUGCAGUUUGCCUUUUACUCCAUAUUUGGCCUAAUAGAACUUCAGCUUAUUCAGGACAAAAGGAGGAGAAUACCAGGAAAAACCUACAUGAUAAUAGCUUUUCUAACUGUGGGUACUAUGGGGUUAUCAAACACUUCCUUGGGCUACCUGAAUUACCCUACCCAAGUCAUCUUCAAGUGCUGCAAAUUGAUUCCUGUUAUGCUAGGAGGAGUUUUUAUUCAAGGAAAGCGUUAUAAUGCUACAGAUGUGUCUGCUGCCAUAUGUAUGAGCCUCGGCCUGAUAUGGUUUACCCUUGCUGACAGCACAAUUGCACCAAAUUUCAACCUGACAGGUGUGGUGCUUAUUUCCCUGGCCUUAUGUGCAGAUGCUGUCAUUGGAAAUGUUCAAGAGAAAGCUAUGAAACUUCAUAAUGCUUCUAAUUCUGAAAUGGUAUUGUAUUCGUAUUCAAUUGGUUUUGUAUACAUUUUACUGGGCUUGACAUGCACUAGUGGAUUAGGCCCUGCAGUAACAUUUUGUGCAAAGAAUCCAAUUCGGACCUAUGGUUAUGCAUUCCUUUUUUCCCUCACUGGAUAUUUUGGAAUCUCCUUUGUUCUGGCUUUGAUUAAAAUUUUUGGUGCACUUAUUGCUGUAACAGUGACAACAGGAAGAAAAGCAAUGACCAUUGUACUUUCGUUUAUAUUCUUUGCUAAACCAUUCACAUUUCAGUAUGUAUGGUCUGGUUUCUUAGUUGUCCUUGGUAUAUUUCUCAAUGUUUACAGCAAAAAUAUGGAUAAAAUAAGACUACCAUCACUGUGUGAUUUGAUAAACAAAUCAGUGGAAGCAAGAAAGUCAAGGACACUGGCACAAACUGUAUAGACAGUGAUUUGUCCUAUUUAAAAUAGAAUUUUAAGGGAACAAUCAAUUAACUUUCCAAAGGGACUGAUAAAAACCAAAGGAUCUGGAGGCAUUGCUAUCCCGUUUGUGGAGAGAUUCCAUAUGAAGUUGUUUUGUAGCGUCAGCCUUGUCUUCAGAGCACUUGUUUGACUGACUUCCAAAGCAAUCAAGACAGCCACAUCUAGCACGCUUUACAAUAAAAUGUCAAUAUGAAGGACUGUAAUUCCUAGCAUUUUAUUGAGAAUUUCACUGGAAAUGGACCACGUGUUGCAAGACUAACUGGCUAUAAUUAUGACAUAUCAAAGAAAUCGAUAUGUAAUAGCAGAUUGUUUUAUAUUCAUUCCAUUUUGAUGGUGUUAUUUAAAUUGGUUCUCUGUUAUAAGAGUAAAGUGAUGAGUUGAAGUCUGGAGAGAAUAACAUUCAUUAUAAAUAAAAUUAUUCUGUGAUCUUUUUUCAA